This is a messenger RNA of Osmia lignaria (orchard mason bee), 2230 nucleotides long. RefSeq lists its product as uncharacterized. NCBI's taxonomy places the organism in Eukaryota, Metazoa, Arthropoda, Insecta, Hymenoptera, Megachilidae. The record is from RefSeq and is a predicted model, not a curated record.
CAAGCUCGACAUAUUUAGUUUUUGUGAAUUGAAGGUGAAAUUAUAAUUAAUGUUAUAGUUCUUCGAUUGUGGUGAAAAAUAUGGGACCAUUUGAAUUAAUAAAAAUACGACGUUAUUUAGUGUUCCGCAAAGAAAAGUUUUCGCAAACUUCUCAGGCUGUAUCCAUCAAUUCUGAACUUAAUGCAAUAAAAAUAAUGAAAGUAAAUUGUCUUGCAUAACUUUUGUCAUAAGAUAGCCCAUAUUUUUGGCCAGCAUUUUGUAUACCAUUCAUUGAUUUAUUUAACGUAUGUUGUUUCAGAAUCAUCAAACUGUUCAAGAAAAUUAUUCGAUGAAAACUGUUACCAUGUUGCCACUGUUCCUUUUGGCGAUACAUCAAAUGCGUUAUUCGGAAUAUUUAACGACCAUUAAUCAACCAAUUCAACAACUCCUUAAUACAACAAAGUUCUCAGAUGUGCAUCUGCUUGUUCACGAUCCUUACAAAAACAAAUCUGAAGUAAUUGAUGGGAUAUACAAGACAGUAGCUGAAAUUCUACCAACUACAUACAUUUUUUUAAAUAAUUCAAUUCCUGCAAAAUUACCGUCUAUUUAUACAUCUCAUGAGACUCUACUGCUAUUUAUUUACUUCUCUAAUAAUUGUCCAAAUUUGCAAGAAUCAAAAAAUAUUACUGACACAAUUACUUCAAAUAACAAUACUCCAAAAGUUUUGUUGGUGACUGUAUUAGAAGAAGAAAAUUGCAAUUUUCUAUCAUUUUUGGAGCAAAUGUGGAAGAACCAUAUUUUGGAUGUGAUGAUCUUAGAGGUACCAAAAUUCAAAGAAGAUCAAACUGUUAUAAUGAUUCAUCAGUACAAUCCAUUUUCAAAAAUAUAUGAUCGACAACGGUACACAUCAAGUGUAGAAUGGUUUCCUAAUAAACUAAAGAAUCUCUACGGCUAUCCAGUGAAAGCAUAUGUGCGUCAAAAAGCAUCUACUUUAAUACCGAAGACAUAUUAUCAAGGAAGUACACAAAAUAUAACGAUUGGAGGUGCUGACGCAAAAACAUGGGACGCAAUCACUCAAACUCUAAACUUCACUCCAAACCUAUUAUUCUAUGAAUUGCCGCAAACAGGCUUGGGUGAAUUUAGAAGAAAGUACGACAUUGACAUAAUGAUGAUAUCACUACCUUUUUUCAAGGAUGAGAACUAUAUAUCAAACGAUGUUGGAUAUACUUUGCCCCUCUUCUUUGAAACUUUUUGUCCAGUGGUACCAAUUGUUUAUCAGUAUGAAACACUUGUAACGAGAGCUGUUAUUAGUAUAGCCAUUAGUUUCAUUGUAACUUUAAUUGUUUGGAGGAUAUCAAUUAUCCUAAAAUUUUAUCAGAAAUCCUGGCGACCAUUGGAAAUCUUUGGUCUAUUGAUUGCAACAUCUGUGUCUAUGAAACCAAAAAGACUAAUCGAGAAGACUAUAUUUCUUGGUCUCAUUCUUCUGUCAUCUAUUUAUUCCACUAAUUUGUACAGUGAUCUGACUACUAGCAGUCUUCACGGAUCAUCUCAAACAGUUUAUAAGGAUUUUAAAGAGUUGGAUAAUUCUGGAUUGAUUCCUAUUAUCCGUACAUCGUUAUACAAUUCAAUUUUUGAUAAUAAUGAUCCGUAUUUAGCAGCCCUAAAGAAGAAAGCUUUGGUCAAAAAUAGUACAUAUCAUUGCUGUGACUAUUUAGCGAAAUAUAAAAAUGUUACUUGUUUCUUGAAUUCCAAAUUUGCCGAGAAAAAUAUUUAUUCGUUCUUACGUAGAGGUGAAAACGUCAUGACCAUCUGUAAGAAUCUCUGUUACGCUAAACCACCGGUUGGUUACUAUGUGCGUAAGAAUUUACCAUACACUAAGCGAAUUAACGAGAUUCUGAUCCGUUUACAAGCCUCAGGCAUUUUUGAAAAAUGGUACGCGAAUGAUAGUGGUCAAUUUUCAAUAAGGAAAACGCACUUUAUUAAUAUUGAUGAGCAGACGGAAUCAUCGUUAGUGUCUAGUCUGAUUUGUAUAGGAGGCUGCGGAUGUUUACUUUCUUUCUUGGUAUUUUGUGCUGAGAUAAUAAUCAAUCGUAUUGAAAAAAGGAAGCAAAAAUAAUGGGUAUUUGCACAAUUAAAUGUAAGAAGCAUUGUAUGGUUUUCAUUGUUCACUGCACGAAUCUUUUGCUUAGGGACAUUCAAACAAUCUAAUAUUAGAAGCAUAGGAUUUAAUGAUCUUGUACUUUAGUUGAGU